Messenger RNA from Leptonychotes weddellii (Weddell seal), 5141 nucleotides. Lineage: Eukaryota; Metazoa; Chordata; Mammalia; Carnivora; Phocidae. The record is from RefSeq and is a predicted model, not a curated record.
AUGACCUGAGCCAAAGGCAGAUUCUUAACUGACUGAGCCACCCAGGUGCCCCCAUCCACCUCCCCAGUAUUGUUGAGAUUCUUAUUCCUAAUUCUUUUUCAUUUUUUCUCUGGAAAUGUAGGAUUCUCUUUGCCAGUGUACUGAAAUUUUACAGUAUGUGCCUUAGCAUGGGGCUGUUUUCCACUGUUCUGGGUACUUGGUGGGUCCUUUCAAUCUGGAAAGUCAAGCUCUUCAAUUCUGGGAAAUUUUCUUGAUUUAUUUUUUAUUUGAGAGAGCGCGUGCAUGAGUGUGCAAUUGGAGGGCAGAAAGAAAAUCUUCAAGCUGACUCCUGGCUGAGCACAAAGCCCUGUGCUGGGCAGGGUCUCAGGGCCCAUGAGAUCACCACCUGCCCUGAAACCAAGAGUAGGAUGCUCAACCAAUUGAGCCAUCCAGGCGGCCCCUCUUGAAUUGUUUAAUAACUUCCUACCUUCAAUAUUCUCUUUUCUCCAGAUCUUUUUUAAAAAAAUGUUAGACUUCAUUGACCUUUCUCAUCUUUCCUUUUCCUUUUUUUUUUUUCCUUUGCUCUUUGGAAGAUUUCUUUAAUUUUACUUUCUAAUCCAUAGUAAUUUUCAUUCUGGUGUAAUUUUAAUUUGUAUAAGCUUAUUUUUUCUCUAUAUUUGAAUGUAUUGGAAUGUAUACAUUCGAAGAAAAACUAACACAUACCUAUCCUUGUUUCUUGGAUGCAAUGUCUUACCUCUAUGAAGAUGAUAGUGGUAAUUUUCAUUUGCCUACAUAGUCUAUCCCCUUCAAGUUGCUUUUUACCCUACUUUUUAAUUAAGCAUAAAUGUAUAUAUACAUAAUUAAUAACCAGAACAAAAUAUUGAGUAUGAAUGAAAAGAAAAUUACAGAGUAUGCGGAAUUACAACCAUUUCCCCAAAUAUUUAAAGGAUUUCCUCCUGUGCUGGAAGUAAAACUAUGUCAAUUUACAGUAGUCAGUGUUUUAAACCUAGGACAUAGUUUUGAGUGAAGUUUGCUGGCUGGAAUGAGGUAUGAAGUGACUUUACAUGGACUGGGGCAUGUGAUGCUGACAAAGCAAACUAAGGUUUACUCUGAAGUUCAAAUCUGUGCCUAUAAAGGUGCAAAUUUAGCAUUCUCUGGCAUUGGCAAUGGAAAUAAUAAAAAUAUAGUCAGUCAUAUUUGCAGCAGAAGUUUUACCGCUAUCAGUGUUUUUACCACUGUCAGUGACUGCUAAAGGACGUAGAUCUAAUUUAAGUGCAAAGGGAAGGAAAAUAACAUUGAGUUCCUAUUAUGUACCAGACAUUAAUCUGAAAUUGUAAAAGUAAAAUACAUUCCCCCAACAAUCUCUACUGUUUUAUUCAUCUGAAUUGUAUUACGUCUUAUUUGCCUUUGUAUCCCAGUGCCCCGUACGGUGUCUCAUAACCACCACUCCGAAGAUGUUGAAUGCAUACAAAGGAAGAGGGAACCUUGUCUUUCAUUUACUCUUCUAUGUAAAGGGAAGGAGCUAAGUCUGGGUUGCAUUUUAGAUAUUCCGAACGUUUAAUUCUAUUUCUAUAAUUAAGUUGGAGUAGUUAUCAAUUUAUCUUGCGGGUAGUAUAACAAUCCAGAACAGUAACGGCGUUUUAACUCUGGGAAACGGGUCCUCUGUGCGGGAGAGCAUGGGCUGUGUGAGGCCUAUCAGCGAGGUAGCAAGUCGAGGGCCAGCCAAUCAUCCGCAGAGGCUGUGGUCCCGCCCCCGGCGGUCAGCCUCUCACCAGUGGGGGCUGAGGCGGGGCGACACGCCCCGAUCUCGGCACCUGCGGCGUCGGUGGUAAAUUGUGCAGUGGUCACGUCCGCGGCGCCGAGUGGCGUCUGGGAACCAGCCAUGACUGCCAAAGAUUAUCCAUCAUUAUGGGGCUUUGGAACAACAAAAACAUUUAAAAUUCCUGUGGAACAUUUGGAUUUCAAGUAUAUUGAAAAAUGUUCAGAUAUUAAACACUUGGAAAAAAUUCUUUGUGUACUCAGGUCUGGUGAGGAAGGAUAUUAUCCUGAACUUACGGAAUUUUGUGAAAAGCGCCUUAAAGGCUUGGCUCCUGAAAGUAGAGCUUUGAGGAAAGAUAAACCUGCAGCAACAGCAUCCAGUUUUACAGCAGAAGAAUGGGAAAAAAUUGACGGCGACAUGAAGAGUUGGAUAUCGGAAAUUAAAAAAGAAGAAAAUAAAAUGCACUUUCAUGAAACUGACACACUUCCGGCACUGGAAGAUAAUUUGCCUCCAGUUCGUGGUUCACAUAGGCAUCUUCAUGUUAGUAAGGAAAAAUAUUCUAAUAGCAGACAACCUAAGAAGAAAAUUCCAAGGGAUUAUGCAGAAUGGGAUAAAUUUGACGUGGAAAAGGAAUGUUCAAAAAUUGAUGAAGAUUACAAAGAAAAAGCUGUAGUAAACAAGUCACAUUUGUCUAAAAUUGAGACAAGAAUAGACACAGCAGGUCUAACUGAGAAGGAAAAGACUUUUCUUGCUACGCAUGAAAAGGAAAAAGGAAAUGAAGCUUUCAACUCAGGAGACUAUGAAGAGGCUGUGAUGUAUUAUACUAGGAGUAUAUCAGUGCUCCCCACAGUGGCGGCCUAUAACAAUCGUGCUCAAGCAGAACUCAAACUACAGAACUGGAACAGUGCUUUUCAGGAUUGUGAAAAGGUCUUGGAGUUAGAACCUGGAAACUUAAAGGCCCUUCUGCGCCGUGCCACUACAUAUAAACAUCAAAACAAGCUCCGGGAAGCUCUAGAAGAUUUGAAUGAAGUACUGAAUGUUGAACCUGAUAAUGAGUUGGCCAGAAAGACCUUGUCCGAGGUUGAGAGAGAUCUGAAAAAUUCUGAAGCUGCAUCUAAGACUCAAGCCAAAGGAAAGAGGAUGGUUAUCCAGGAAGUAGAAAACUCGGAGGACGAAGGUGGAAAGGACAGCAGAAGAGCACAGGAAGACGGGAGUGGAGAUAAGAGUAAGACAUCUUUCCUCUUUUGGUUAUGCAAAAACCUCCCUUUUUAUAUGAUGAGCUGGCUCAAAUUUUCUAUUUCUACCAAAAUUCUUAGUCCACCAAACUUUUUCCAGCUCUACCAUGCGGGCUUGAAGAGCCAGGGCAACGAGCUGUUCAAAAGCGGCCAGUUCGCCGAGGCGGCCCUCAAGUACUCGGCGGCGAUCGCGCAGCUGGAGCCUGCAGGAAGUGGAAGUGCAGAUGAUCUAAGUAUCUUAUAUUCAAAUAGAGCAGCGUGUUACCUAAAAGAAGGAAACUGCAGCGGCUGCAUUCAAGAUUGUAACAGAGGUGCUUAUAUGAAUCCUUCCUCUUUUUCCCCCCCCCGCCUUGGGGGGUGUCCCAUAGAUGAAAAAAUGUUUAAAACCCUUAAAGAAGAAGGAAAUCAAUGUGUAAAGGACAAAAACUAUAAAGAUGCCCUUAGUAAAUACAGUGAAUGCUUAAAGAUUAACAACAAGGAAUGUGCCAUUUAUACAAACAGAGCGCUCUGUUACUUGAAGCUGCACCAGUUUGAAGAGGCAAAGCAGGACUGUGAUCGGGCACUGCAGAUCGAUGACGGGAGUGUGAAAGCGCACUAUAGACGAGCUCUGGCUCAUAAAGGACUCAAGGAUUAUCAGAAAAGUUUGAACGAUCUCAAUAAAGUUCUCCAACUAGAUUCAAGUAUUGUUGAGGCAAAGAUGGAACUGGAAGAGGUAACCAGAUUCCUUAACAUUAAGGACAAUACGACAUUAUUCAACAAAGAAAAGGAGAGAAGGAAAAUUGAGAUUCAAGAGGUGAGCGAAGGCCAGGAGGAAGAGCCUGGAAGGACCUCGGAGGAGCUCUCCACUGACUGCCCUGCCUCUGAGAACGGGGACACAACCAGCGGGCUACCAGAAUACGAUGAAAAACUACCUAUCACCAAGCCUAACAACGCCUAUGAGUUUGGUCAGGUUAUAAACGCUAUCAGUAUGCGGAACGAUAAACAAGCCUGUGCACACCUUUUAACCAUCACUGAACCGAAAGAUUUGCCAAUGUUGUUGAGUAACAAACUUGAAGGGGAUACAUUCCUUCUCCUCAUUCAGUCUCUGAAAAAUAAUCUUGGUAAAGAUCCCUCAUUGGUGUAUCAGCAUCUUUUAUAUCUAAGUAAAGUAGAAAGGUUCAUGAUGAUGUUGACACUAAUUAGCAAGGGCCAAAAGGAGCAAAUUGAACAGCUCUUUGAUGACCUCUCAGACACACCAAACAAACAUUUUACUUUAGAAGACGUACAGGCCCUAAAAAGGAAGUAUGAGCUUUAAGUAAGACUAUGGUUAGAUUUCUUCCAUGCAUGUAUGUUUUCCAGUAACGCUAGUGGGAUGGUAUUGUAAUAGAGUUGCAUGGAUAAAACCUGGUUUAGAAAAGAUCCUUUGGUCUGGACUAUAAAAUAUUUUACUUAUUUUUAUACAUAGAACAUGUAUAUUCUACAAUAUUCUUAUUAGUUGUAAAUAUUUUCUUACGUACCAAGAGCUAACAUCUUUAUAUUUAAUAAGUAUAUUUCGAACUUGUUUAAAGUACAUUUUAAUUUAUAUUAUACAUUUUCUUUUAAUUACUCACUUGUUAAAAAUUUGAGUUAAAUUACAUUUCUUUGGGCUCUGAAGGAUUCCUCUAAAGUUUGAUAGAAAUGUAUUUCUUUAAAAAUCAUUAACAAUGAUUAUUAUAUCACCUUUAUUUCCUGCUAUGAUAUAUAUAAAUCCCAUUUUAUACUACUUGUGGAUUACAGUCUGCUUGGGUGAAAUGCAACACUUAAGUCUUCUGAGAUGAUUAUUAAAUAAAUUGUGAUUAUUAAUUCAAGAGCUAUAAGAGGAACUUAUUUUUUCUUACAUGGAAACAUUAAAAACAAAAAUUGGCAAAAAUUUUUACUACUUUUUCUAGAUUUUAAAAAGCUCCUGUCCCGUAUAUAUUGCUUAUGUAAAUAAUAACGAAACCACCACUGUAUAAAAGCAAACUAAGCCUCCGUUUUGUCACCUCCACAUUUUCCCCAAUGUUUAAAUGUUCCUUUUCCUUUUCCUUUAAGCAUGACCAUAUUUAUUCCCUUAAUGGAAAGUGAGGAAAUCUAACCAUAUUGAAAGCUCCUUUGUUAAUUGGGUCAAAGUAAAAGUAUUUCUUACAAUAAAACAUUUAGGUCUGUAUCAA